Panicum virgatum (switchgrass) is the source of this 1048-nucleotide messenger RNA. RefSeq lists its product as uncharacterized. The record is from RefSeq and is a predicted model, not a curated record. The coding region runs from base 237 to 878 and encodes 213 amino acids. Lineage: Eukaryota; Viridiplantae; Streptophyta; Magnoliopsida; Poales; Poaceae. The transcript has a single exon.
CCCGCGCCUCUGCGGACGCAAGCAAAGCAACGCACCCCGAGCUGGCGAGCUCCCUCCCUCAGUCCCUCCUAUUUAAGCUCGCCCCGUCUCUGCCCCACUCAUCUCAUUCUCCAUCUCAUCUCAGCGUAUCGCCAGUCGCCAUCGCUUCAAACCAACCAGAAUCAACCUGAGCAAAGGCAACUCCGCAGGCAGCAUUUGCCCGGUCGGCCUCUGAGAUUUCCGGCAGCGAGCGCGCAAUGGCGGCGGGGAAGGCGGCCGCGGUGAAGAAGCCGUCGUUCGGGACGCGGGCGUGGCGGCUGCUGCGCCUGGCGGUGCUCUGGGCCCGCCGGGGCGGCGUGGCGCACAGCCUGCGGCUGCUCCGCACGCUCCGGCGCCACGGGCACGGCCUCGGCGGCGGGGCGCGCGGCGACCGCCUCCGGUACGGCGAGCGCGAGUUCUCCAUCGACGAGACGCCGGCGUUCCGGUUCCGCACCCCGUCCGCCCGCGUGCUCCGCCUCAUCCCCUGCAUCGCGCCCGCGGUGCCGGACACCCCGGGCCUCUACGGCGACGACCACCGCUACUUCUUCCGCGACGCCGCGGCGCGCGCGCUGGAGGAGGACGGCGCCGCGUACGGCUACGGCGCCCCGGAGAGCGAGCGGGGAGACGACGACGGCGAAGAGGAGGAGCUGAGCUGCUACUGCGACGGCGGCGACGAGGAGGAGGAGCUGCUGGAGCGCGCUGUCGCAGAGUCGUGCCGCGCCAGCACGGCCGCGGAGGGCGACGCCGGGGUGGACGUGAAGGCGGACGAGUUCAUCGCCAGAUUCUACGCGCAGAUGAAGCUGCAGCGCCAGAUCUCGUGGCUCCAGUACAACGAGAUGAUGCAGCGGAGCGUCAGCUAGAUCGAUUCCUCUGCUCAUCGUGGAUCACUAGCAGCAGCAGCAGCAGCAGCAGAGUUUGAGCAUUUGUUCAUCGAAAACAAACAUAUACACAUGCACACAGCGCCUGUAUACAGAAUUCCAGAAUUUUUUUACUACAUACUAUACAGAAUACAAUUUUUCCCCAUUGAAUC